UUUGUUUCUUCUCAAAAUUCGUCGUUAAUUAAAGUGGAAAAAGGACAUCGACUGAAGCAGAAACAGAAGCAAAAGCCGUGAUCGACGAGAACGACAACAACAAAAAGAUUGGCCGCAUCUGUUGCCAAAGUUCGUUAAACAAUUCAUCAGCGACGACUUUAUCAUAAUUGGACAAAGCGGAGGACAAAUUCUGCAAACGGGGCCCACUAAUUGGAUUAGUUCUGAACCCCACUAUUUAUUGAGCUCUUCGCUUCUUUCUUUUGCUUUUACAUUUGCCUUUGCUUAAGCAUUUACAUACACUAAACAGUUGGCGCCUGGCAAGAAAACGUGUAGUGUCUACCGCUUCGCUCGCUUGUUCUAAAAAAAAAAAAAAACAACACAGGCUUCAAGCUCAAGGACAGCUGUCCAAGUCUGCUAGCUGGUGACAUUGGAGCGCGUCGACAGACAACAGCAAGGACGAGGACGAACAAUUCGAACGAAAAAACCGUUUUCAAGGACGCAGCACAGCUUGUGAGCACAACAACUUUUCAAGUUGUUGUGUUCAUCAUCGGUGCCUGCGUUAGUAAAAGAACGCCAAAAUUACAUUUGGCCUGCGUUUACACCACAGCAACUAUUUCAAACCGGAGCAGGAGGAGCAGCGAGCACCCUCGCUCGCAGCCACUGCGCGUUAUUAUGCAAGGCGGUCGCGUUGGUAUGUUGAUGAGCGACGAUUAUUUUUUCAAGCAAACGAUACGCUGAGGCUUAGGUACGGACGCAGCUACUACAAUCCCAACAACACUGGUGACAGCAACACGGAUAGCGGUGGCAGCAAACCGAACUCAACGAUGUCGCUGCUGGCCUAUAACGGCGACGAUGUCAGCUCCAGCGAUACGGAGCCGGAUGCUCUGAUCGACUUUACCGCCAUGCUGAUGCAGCGCCAAAACGAAUAUGGAAAUUGGUUGGGAUGUGGCGGCAAAAUGCAAAAUGAUCACAAUGAGCAGGGCUACCAUUUGGAGCAGUAUGUGCUGGGUGUGCUCGACUUCAGCUCGCAAUACGGCAUCGACUAUAGCAUAUCCUAUACGGCAGCCAAUAUCAUAGGACGACCCACCAAAUUUCCUGCCUACGGGGAUUACCCUGAGACCUUCACAAUGCGCACCUAUGGGGAUUGGUGGCAACGUGCUCCGUCAGCCACACGCGAAAUACAACCGCAAAAUAUGCCAGCGGUCGCCACACAUGAUUACAUUGUUGUUUACUUUGAGGACUUUGUCGUACCCACAGAAGUGGCCAUUUUCGAGACCUAUAAUCCGGGCGCCGUGGUGCGCAUAUGGGCGCAUAGCAUUACCAAGAACUGGGUAUGUCUGUGGAAAGCUAGUGCCGAGGAGUUAAGCAAGAGUGGCCCGGCAGAGAGUAGAGCCCGUGAGGCGCGUCGUUUUGCGCCCCCACUCAAGAAAACCUCCAUAAUUACAAAAACGCUGCGCAUCGACUUCAACCACAGUCGUCUGCACUACUAUACAGAAGUUGAUGCUAUCAUGCUGUGUGGGCGGACUGUUUCGUUGCGCCGCAUGCAACACACUCUGCAGGAACUUCAGCGAACAGGUCCCAUUAGCUGUAAGCUGCGUUCGCUGAAAUUCCAGCCGAGCUGCCGUGACAACUAUGCCCUCAAGCUGCACGAGUUCAUCAACAAUGAUCUCAGCAAGUUCCUUGUGGACAACAAAGUUGAUGAAUCUGACGUUGCGUCGGCGACAGCAACAACACAAAUAGUGGCGUCGAAUGUACCAGAUAUUUGUUUAACAGAUCUGCCGUUCGAAAUAUUGUUAAAGAUUCUCAGUUACCUGGAUCUCAAGACGCUGUUUUGUGUGGGGCAAGUGUCGCGCACCUUCUACGACAUCUCAACGCAUCCGCUGCUCUACGGCGAGCUAAAUUUAAAGCCCUACUGGCAGUUGGCCAACUCGGAGCUGUUGUGCACGCUGGCGAAACGCGCUACCAUGUUGCGGAAACUCGAUCUUUCCUGGUGUGGUGGCUUUGGCGAUGUCUCGCCCACCGAAUUUAAAAAAUUCCUAACCCAACGAGGCGAUAACCUCACCCACCUGCGGCUCAACUCCUGUAAAUUUCUUAAUGCCACCUGUAUUGAAACAGUCGGCAUAGUCUGUGAUAAUUUGACAGAGCUCAGUCUGCGUAAUUGUGCCACGGAUCCACCAUUGCUUAACUUCUCAUGUUUGGCAAAUCUAAAAAAUCUGGAACGCCUGGACUUGUUUCAAACGGCCUUCGAAUCCGAACUACUCCUAAGCAUGCUGGAGGGAAAUCGCAAAUUGAAGCAUUUGAAUUUGGCAUUUUGCGGCGUCUCUGUAAACAUGGACAAUGUGGCUUCGCAUCUGGCCACAUACAACACACAACUGAUCUCACUGGACAUGUGGAAGGCGCAUUUCUUAUCCGCACGCGGUCUGCAGUCCAUUGCGCGCUGUACGCAGCUCGAGGAGCUCGACUUAGGCUGGUGCUUGCGCGAGGCCUCGCUUGGCGAUGGACUGUACCAGCUGUUGGCUAACUGCCCCAAGCUAAAGAAACUGUUUUUAUCUGCGGUGCGCGGCACCACCGAACGAGAUCUCGUGCACAUCGCGACCUUGGGCAAGAAUCUAGAACAGCUCGACUUGAUGGGCAUACUAAAUAUAACUCGCGAGCGCAUCUACGACAUUUUGGUAAACUGUCCCAAAUUACAAUUAUUGGACCUGAGUUUCUGCGACAACAUCAUGGAGCGCGAUUUUGAUGUAAUCGCGGAAUGGUCUCGUAUGUUUAAUGUGGAUAUUAAAAGCAGUCAUGUGCCUUACGACGCCCGAUAGAAAAUUGGAGAGUAGGCCCCGGCUUGACCCAUUUGUGAAUGUUAGAUAAUUAACCUAAGUAGCAAUUAAAUCACACCUCCUUAUCCAAAUGUGAAGAAUAGAAUUUCUUCGUAUGCUACACCUAUUUAUAGUUGUUGUUAUUACAAUGAAGACAUUUGAUAUUAGACUCCUUAUGUAUAUAUGUACUGUAUAUAUGCCAUUUGUAUGUACAUAUGUAUCUACUAGCAACUAUUUAUUUACAUAGAGUGUAUGUGAAAAAAAAAAGAUAAAAACAC
This is a messenger RNA of Scaptodrosophila lebanonensis, 3088 nucleotides long. RefSeq names its product F-box/LRR-repeat protein 4 (gene Fbxl4). Lineage: Eukaryota; Metazoa; Arthropoda; Insecta; Diptera; Drosophilidae. The record is from RefSeq and is a predicted model, not a curated record. Gene Ontology annotation, cellular component: SCF ubiquitin ligase complex. The coding region runs from base 825 to 2813 and encodes 662 amino acids. Gene Ontology annotation, molecular function: protein binding. Gene Ontology annotation, biological process: SCF-dependent proteasomal ubiquitin-dependent protein catabolic process. The transcript has 11 exons.